Molecule: messenger RNA, 712 nt
Organism: Schistosoma turkestanicum
Lineage: Eukaryota; Metazoa; Platyhelminthes; Trematoda; Strigeidida; Schistosomatidae
Source: the annotation of a GenBank genome assembly
CGAAGAAAUCAAACUUGUUUACACUAGCUCUUGGAAAGAUAUUGGAUAUUGAACAAGGUCAAGCUCGCGAUAAAACAUGAGACUAAAUAUUAUUGUCGCAGUUUCCAAUAACUGGGGUAUCGGGAAAUGUAGCGGUUUGCCUUGGAAAUUGAAGAGAGAUAUGGCAUUUUUCAAGACAAUAACAACUAAGGCUCAGUCAGGCCUCAAAAAUGCGGUUGUUAUGGGGAGAGUUACAUGGGAAUCUAUACCUGAGCGCUUCAAACCAUUAAAGGACAGAAUUAACAUAGUGGUAUCUAGCACUCUAUCACAAAUACCAGGUGUUCAGGUUGUUCCCACUCUCAAUGCAGCCAUUAACUUGCUGUAUAAUGAAGAAUUCAGCUCAAUAGUCGAUCAGGUUUUUAUUAUUGGUGGGUAUUGUCUUUACAAAGAAGUCUUAAAACAAUCCAUAUACCCUGUUCGUAUCUAUUGUACUCACAUACUAACUGAGGUUGAUUGCGAUACGUAUUUUCCAAAAAUUGACUGGGAAAAACUGAAAAAAAUUGAUUUACCUGAUAUACCAACAGAUACUUUCACGGAGGAUGGAUUUACAUUCAAAUUCUGUGUUUAUGACGUUCCGUCUGAGCAAUUUAUGUGAUUUGAAAUUUAUCAGAUAUCAUGAGAAUGAACACUGAUUUGUCAAUUGUUUAGUCUAAAAUACAAAUCGGUUCAAAUA